CGCUUGUUUACAUCUGUUUGCUACGUAUGACGACAGGUUCCUUUAUUGAUUCCGCCCCUGCCAUGAGACUAUCGCAGCGAAGUGCGCACUGACCACAGGCACUGCAAAGCAGAGUCAGAAAUGCCAGCAAAAAAAUCUUCCAGAUGGCUUAAGGAGAGGGGAUGUGUUGGUAUAUUUUCUCCCACUCUCUUUCCUCCCAACCACCAUCAUCUCGGUGAUCUUCGAGUUCAAAUCACAAAUUUUAAGCUACAAACACCGCAAACUAUCAGAUGGCUCGUACUAAGCAAACUGCCCGCAAGUCGACAGGAGGCAAGGCUCCUCGCAAACAACUCGCUACCAAGCAGACUAGAAAGAGUAUUGCGGCCGCCGCCACUGGAGGUGUGAAAAAGCCUCAUCGUUUCAGGCCUGGCACAGUCGCCCUCCGUGAAAUCAGGCGGUACCAGAAGUCCACCGAGCUGCUCAUCCGCAAGCUCCCCUUCCAAAGGCUCGUGCGCGAGAUUGCCCAGGAUUUCAAGACGGACCUUCGCUUCCAGUCGUCCGCUGUUCUUGCCCUGCAAGAAGCUAGCGAGGCUUAUCUGGUCUCUCUCUUUGAGGACACCAAUCUGGCUGCCAUUCACGCCAAGAGGGUCACCAUUCAACCCAAGGAUCUCGCUCUCGCUCGCCGUCUCCGGGGCGAACGUUCCUAAUCUACCAAUCACUCCACUGAGUGAUAAUUUUAUUUCAUAUCACGCAUUUCGUACAUGUGCUUGUAUCCAUCACUCGUGCUUCGGUUAAACGCAUGUGCUCGUACUAAGUAUAGGAUCUCUAUAUCUAGUACUAUAUGUCUCAUUACUUAUGAAUGUAUUCCAAGACUUGAAAUCAGUUCUCGGUACUCUUACUAGCAAUCGUUACUAUAAAUCUGUUGCCUUUAUGUCAUAUUAUUUCUUGCUAUAUCCUCGCACUUUACCAUGAUGGGUGAGUCUAAAAGAACAACUCAAGCCACGCUGUGCGGUAUCUUUACGUCUGGGCACUA
Molecule: messenger RNA, 1012 nt
Organism: Suillus bovinus
Lineage: Eukaryota; Fungi; Basidiomycota; Agaricomycetes; Boletales; Suillaceae
Product: histone H3
Exons: 6
Coding region: 270-686 (138 amino acids)
Cellular component (GO): nucleosome
Molecular function (GO): DNA binding; structural constituent of chromatin; protein heterodimerization activity
Source: RefSeq, a predicted model, not a curated record